UUUCCCUCUUCUUUGAGGCAACCGUUGAAGCCUUCAAAAUACCGUUAAAACCAUACAGUGAACUUUCUUCACUGGCUUCUUCUCAUGCCUAAUUAUGUUGUUCCUCGUUGCUAUAUCUCAAGAUCUUUAAUUGGUUUAGCAAGAUUCUUCAGAGUAGCUAGCCCCACUUGCUAUUCAAUUCUAUCUGAGCACCUAAAGAACCAACGAAUUGAUGAAGCUAAAGAGCUUUUUGAAAGAAUCCCAUCUCCAAAUAUCUAUUUAUGCACCAAAAUGAUAGCUGGGUAUGCUGAAAAUCUAAGGUUGAAUGAGGCACUGCAGCUAUUUGACAAAAUGCCUGUCAAAGAUACGGUUAUGUGGAACUUGAUGAUUAAAGGGUGUGUAGACUGUGGGAAUAUGGACAUGGGUUUGAAGCUAUUUGAGGAAAUGACCCAAAGAAAUGUAAUUUCUUACACAACAAUGAUAAGCGGGUUUUUGAAGUUUGGAAAGGUUAAAGAGGCUGAGAGUUUGUUUUCGGAGAUGCCACAAAGGGAUGUGGCUGCUUGGAAUGCUAUGAUCUAUGGGUAUUUUGAGAACGGAAGAGUUGAGGAGGCUGUUAAGUUGUUUGAGCUGAUGCCUUAUAGGAAUGUGAUUUCGUGGACGUCGGUUAUUAGUGGGCUUGAUCAAUAUGGGAGGAGUGAUGAGGCUCUGUUGAUUUUUAAGAAGAUGCUAGAUUUCUUCAUUGAGCCUACUUCUAGUACUUUUGCUUCUGUUAUUACAGCUUGUGCUAAUGCAAGGGAUUUAGGUCUAGGUAGUGAAAUUCAUGCCUGUGUUGUGAAGCUUGGUUAUCUAUAUGAUACUUAUGUCACUGCUUCACUAAUCACAUUGUAUGCUAAUUGUAUGCACAUGGAUGAUUCUUCUAAAGUAUUCAGUGAGAGGUUGCAUAUAAAUAUAGUUGUAUGGACGUCUCUUUUGACAGGGUAUGGUUUGAAUUAUAAGCACAAAGAAGCAUUGAAAGUGUUUGGGGACAUGAUUAGGAUUGGUCUACUUCCGAAUCAGUCUUCCUUCACUAGUGCCCUAAAUUCAUCCUGUGAAAUGGAGUCUAUUGAUCUUGGCAAAGAGAUUCAUGGUGUAGCAGUCAAACUCGGAUUGAACACUGAUUCGUUUGUUGGCAAUUCGCUAGUUGUAUUGUAUUCAAAAUGUGGAAAUAUAAACGAUGGACUCAUUGCAUUCAAGGAGAUUCCUGAAAAAAACAUAGUUUCAUGGAACUCAAUUAUCGUGGGAUGUGCACAACAUGGAUUUGGUAAUUGGGCACUCACAUUGUUCGCCCAGAUGGUUCGUUCAAGGGCUGAUAUGGAUGAUAUUACAUUUACUGGGUUACUUGCUGCUUGUAGCCAUUCUGGCAUGCUAGAGAAAGGAAGACGCUUAUUUCAAUAUAUCCCCCAAAGCUCAUCCAUUGAAGUGACACUUGAGCAUUAUAGUUGUAUGGUAGAUAUCCUUUGCAGAAGCGGAAAGCUAAAUGAAGCAGAGGAUUUGGUGAAAAGCAUGCCCAUGAGACCAAAUUUGUCAAUAUGGUUAGCUUUGCUUAGUGGUUGUAAGAAGCAUUUAAACUUAGAACUGGCCGAAAGAGCUGCAGAAAACGUUUUUCAUCUUGACCCAAACUGUAGUGCUGCUUAUGUUUUGCUAUCUAACAUUUAUGCCUUCUCUGGUAGAUGGAAUGAUGUAGCAAGAGUUAGAGGAAAUAUGAGAAGAAGAGGAAACACAAAACAACCAGGAUGCAGUUGGGUUAAUCAGAAGGGAAUCCGGCAUACAUUUCUUUCUGGUGAUACUUCACAUCCUCUAAGUGAUGGGAUAUACGAAAAGCUGGAAUGGUUGAUGGAAAAGUUGAAGGAAUAUGGUUAUGUCCCUGAUCAAAGAUAUGCAUUGCAUGAUGUAGAGGAUGAACAGAAGGAAGUUCUGUUGUCAUAUCAUAGUGAGAGGCUGGCUAUUUGCUUUGCAUUAAUUACAACUCAUGGUAGUGCUAUAACAGUAAUGAAGAACCUGCGUGUCUGUGGGGACUGUCAUUCUGCCAUCAAGCUCAUAGCGAAAAUUGUUGAUCGUGAAAUCAUAGUAAGAGAUUCUAGCCGCUUUCAUCACUUCAGGGAUGGCUUUUGUUCUUGUUCAGAUUAUUGGUAGCAUUAUCCUUUUGAUAAUCACUGUGGAAAUGGUUAGCGGAGU
Molecule: messenger RNA, 2193 nt
Organism: Solanum verrucosum
Lineage: Eukaryota; Viridiplantae; Streptophyta; Magnoliopsida; Solanales; Solanaceae
Product: pentatricopeptide repeat-containing protein At5g46460, mitochondrial
Exons: 1
Coding region: 85-2151 (688 amino acids)
Biological process (GO): RNA modification
Molecular function (GO): protein binding; zinc ion binding; RNA binding
Source: RefSeq, a predicted model, not a curated record